Messenger RNA from Gryllus bimaculatus (two-spotted cricket), 252 nucleotides. Lineage: Eukaryota; Metazoa; Arthropoda; Insecta; Orthoptera; Gryllidae. The record is from the annotation of a GenBank genome assembly.
AAUGUAUUUCGCUUGCAAAAUCUAACUUAUAAUGAAAGUUUGAACCAGUUCUUUCCAAAAGGUACCAGACUUCUUGCUUCAGAUUCAUCUUUCAACUUGGAUGAAAUCUUAGAGAGAAAAAUUGACAAAGAAUUUUCAGACAUGCCUGAUUUCAUAUCAAGAAAAUAUGAUAAAUUUUUAUCAAAAAAGUCCUCAGUCAAGAAAAAGAAAAUUCCUGAAGACAUUGAAUAUGACUCAUUGUCAAUGCUGAUG